CAUCGAUCCAUCAACCAAAAUCCACUUCGCACACAUCGAUCCAUCAACCAAAAUCCCCACGAAACCCUAAUCAUCUAAGCCCAAAUUUCGCGAGUUUCACCUUCAGAGGAAAAUAACCCAGUCCCACCAGCUAAUUUUACUCAAAACAUGAAAUAAUCUUAUGGUAGUCCCUUCAUGCCAGAACAUAGAGGGCUUUGGUUAAGAAGCAAGUAGAAGACAACAAUACCAGGGUGGUUGUCUGGCAAAUCCUUUCUUUCACAUUAAAUGAGAAGAGUGCUUUUGUGAGGGAAAUAAUUCUUGAAGAAUUGGCUAAGGUAUGGGUUUUGGGCAUCUUUACUGAUUUACCAUUCAAAGAGUAGGAGAAUUGUAAGGCACAAGAUCCUCAUGCACUGGGCAUGCUUGCAAUUUGUUAGGACUUGCUGUCUCUCCACUCCCAACCCCCCACUUCCCUCCCCCACCCCACAAACACACCCAAAAGGAAAAAGAAAAAGGAAAAGGAAAGGAAUAAAAUAGAUAAUGUAUUGAGUUAUUCUACGAUUCAACACAUCACUGAUGAUAAGUUGGAUCAAAAUGUGAUGUGUUAUUGUUUAACAAAUUUUCUUGUAUACCAUUGAGGGGUUUGUCCCCAUUUCUAGUUUUCUACUAAACCUAAUGAAACUGUGUAUUCCUACUCUUCUAAUGUACAAAAAAAUAUGUAAUCCGGUCCAAAUAUGUAAUCAAAAUGAACCUAUGUACUACUCUUCAUUUCUGUUGUGUAUUUCUUGCUUUAUGAAGUCUCUAUCUUGAUCUUGUGCCAGAGUUCUUAAUUCCUGCUUAAACCAGUCUUGGUCUAGGAAGUGGAUUAUUGUUUACAGGCCUGAAUUAGGAUUGGAAUCAUUGGUCUUGAUGUGACCCUUUUUAAUUUGUUUUGUAAAGAUGUGAUUACUAAAUUGUUUCUAGCUUUAAUUACUCUUUUUUCCAUUUGACUUCAAACCUAUUAGUUCAACUUUUGAGUUGUGACUUGCUAUUAGAUGUUUAGAUGUUUCAACUAUUAUCCUUUAAUAAUCAAUUUUAUCACCUGUAUGCAUGUCUCAUGAUAAUUAAUAUAGUAAUAGCGAGAAAUUAUUAUAUUGUCCGGAGAUUAUUGGUAUGAGUUAAUAAUCACAAAAUUAAUCUUUUUUGACUCAUGAUGAAGUUGGUGUAGGUUAUCAAUAACUUCUACUAGAGUUAUUGAAUAAGUCAGCAAAAAGCUAUGGGGGAUAAAGGUUGGAUGCACCUCGAUGACAGGUUAUUAGAAUAACAAAUAGCUUUAUUGAUAAAAGCUAAAACAUUAUACCUCUUAUUUUGGUAAUAAUUAAAAGUUUUAAGUCUUUAAUUGUAGAGCUUUAGAAGAGUAUACAAAUGGAGCAGAAAGAUUUGUCGCUUGGGCUCGCGUUAAUGCAAGGAAUCGAGAUACCAUUUUAUGCCCUUGUAAACUUUGUUUAAACUCACAAUAUCAACAUUACCAUAAGGUAUACGAGCAUAUAGUGGAAAAGGGAAUGGAUUCCAAUUACACUGUAUGGGUCUUUCAUAGAGAGAAGAGGAGUACACAAGUAGUAAAUGAAGGCAAUGAAAAUUGUAUGGAAAUACCUGAAACGUAUGAGAUGUUCAGGGAUGCAUAUUUUGGUGGUGAAGACAACGUUGCUACAAAGCAUAUUGAAGGAAGUAUAGAGGAUGAGUUUAGAGAGGCGUUGGAACAUGCUGAAACUCCUUUAUAUACAAAUUGCAUGACAUUUACAAUUAUCUCAGCAACUGUUGCUUUAUAUAAGCAUAAAGCUGCUUUUAAUCUAUCUGACACCGGAUAUGAUGAGCUUCUUAAAAUUCUUCGUGUUAUGCUUCCACCAGAUAACCAGCUUCCUAAAGGAAUGUAUGAAGCAAAGAAGCUAUUAAAGACAUUUGAUUUGGGGUAUGAAAAAAUACAUGCUUGCAUUAAUGAUUGUUAUUUGUUUAUAAAAGAAAAGGAGGAUAUGAAUGCAUGCCCAAAAUGUGAUUCUUCAAGGUGGAAAAUGAACACACAGAAUAGUAAGGUUCAAGAAGGAGUUCCGGCUAAGGUGUUAUGGUACUUUCCAAUAUUACCAAGAUUUAGGCGUUUGUUUCGAUCGAUUGAAAAGGCUGAAUAAGUAUUGUGGCAUUCAACAAAUAAAAGUCAAGAUAGAAAUAUGCGACAUCCAGUUGAUUCACUUGCGUGGGAUAUCAUAAAUAAGAAGUGGCCGUGUUUUGCAUCCGAUCCUCGAAAUUUAAGGCUUGGCCUUGCGGCCGAUGGGGUAAAUCCAUUCGGCGAUCUUAGCACUAAACAUAGUUGCUGGCCGAUGAUUUUAGUUGUAUAUAAUUUUGACCCAUUGCUUUGCAUGUCUAAAGAGAAUCUGAUGUUGAUGAUGUUGAUCUCAGGGCCAAAGCAACCAGGGAAUAAUAUUGAUGUGUUUUUGGAGCCAUUGGUGGAAGAUUUAAAGGAGUUAUGGGAAAAAGGUGUUCAGCUUUACGAUUCAUUUACUAAAUCUAUGUUUAAUUUGAAGGUGAUAUUGAUGUGGACAAUUAAUGAUUUACCGGCUUAUUCUAAUCUGUCUGGUCAGGCAACAAAGGGUGAGUGUGGUUGUCCAGUGUGUGCUAAAGAAACAUGCUCAGAGUGGCUGCCGUGUAGUAGGAAGACUGUGUUUAGGGAUACUCGGCGAUUUCUUUCAAUUAAUCACCGAUAUAGAAAGAAGAAAACUUGGUCUGAUGGAAAAGAAGAAUUGAGGAGGCCACCUAGACCAUUAUCUGGUUCAGAAAUUUUUCGUGUUGUUGAGAAUUUUGAGAAUUAAGUGGGGAAAAACGCCUAAAAUAUGCAUGAAUUCCAAAGUAAAAUCUUCUAAAAACAUAAGAGGUCCAACGAAAAUCUUUCCCAAAAGAGCAACACUUCCAAAAAAAAACCCAGCACUUCGCCAUGGAAGAAAAGGUCUAUAUUUUUUGAAUUACCAUAUUGGGAGGUAUGUAAUUUGAAAUCAUUACGGAGUUUAACUUUUUUGGGCAUUAUUAUUUCUUUGAGGAGAUCACAUUCUUUACGAAUAAUUCAUAUUUUCUUGUUAUGAUAGGCAUUACCUCUUCGCCACAAUUUGGAUGUGAUGCACAUUGAAAAGAAUGUUUGUGAGAGCAUUCUCGGUACUUUAUUAAAUAUGAAGGGAAAAUCAAAGGAUGGACUCAAGUCUCGUAUGGAUUUGGAAGAAAUGGGCAUUAGGGUUGAUUUGCACCCAAGGAAUCAAGCACGAAACAUUACUUGCCACCAGCACUCUAUACAUUAUCAAAGGAAGAGAAGGGCAAUUUUUGAAAAGGUUACAACAGUUGAAGUUGCCUGAUGGUUAUAUUUCAAACAUUGGGCAACGAGUCUCAUUGGGUGAAUGCAAGAUUAGUGGCCUAAAAUCCCAUGAUUGUCAUGUUUUGAUGCAACAAUUAUUACCUAUAGCUUUACGUGGAUUAGCACAUAAAGGUCCGAGGAAUGCUAUAUUUCGCUUAUGUGCGUAUUUCCAUGGAAUAUGCCAAAGGGUGAUUGAUAGGAAGCAAUUGGAAAAACUUGAAAAUGAAAUUGUUGAAACUUUAUGCAUGUGUGAAAGGUUUUUUCCACCAUCUUUCUUCGACAUUAUGGUACACGUCACCAUUCAUCUUGCACGAGAAGCUCGUCUUUGUGGACCAGUUCACUUUCGUUGGAUGUACCCAUUUGAGAGGAUUAUGAAGGUUUAUAAAGGAUAUGUUAGGAAUCGAGCAAGACCGGAAGGGUGCAUAGCAGAAUGUUAUUUGGUGGAUGAAUUUGUACAAUUUUGUAGUGAGCAUAUGGAAAAAGUAUCUGAAAUAGGGUUUCGUCGAUCUAGAAAUGAAGAUAUUGAAUGUGAAAGUACGGAAAGAGGACGCCCAAUAUCUAAGGGAAUUUCAAAACCCAUUCCUCCUGACAUGUUAGCCAUUGCUCACCGUUAUGUAUUAUUCAACAGUGACGAGGUCGAACCAUACAUAGAAAAGCAUCGGGAGGAACUCAGGCGUUCUGACAGUCGUCUAGCAAGGAAUGAACAUUUGUUAGAAAAGAGACAUAUGGAGACCUUCAGUUCAUAGAUAAAAACUAUGAUCUGUUCAAGUACAAAUGUAUCAGGUAAGUUAAAGUGGCUUGCACGUGGCCCUAGAACAGAAGCAAUGUCCUAUGCUGGCUAUGUUGUGAAUGGUCAACGAUUUCACACAAAGGAUAUUAAGAGAAGCACACAAGAUAGUGGUGUUUUUAUUGAAGCUGAAACUAUAUGCCGAUCUAGUGUGAGAGACACAAAUCAAGUUAUUGAAAAAAUAACUUACUAUGGCAUUCUGAAAGAUAUAAUUUUGUUGAACUACUACACUUUUGAGGUGCCAUUAUUUGAUUGUGAUUGGGCAAACAUUAGAAAUGGCAUCAAAGUUGAUGAUGGAUUUACGUUGGUGAACCUUCGUGAAGGUCAAAGUCAGUUUGCAAAAGAUCCAUAUAUCCUUGCAUUGCAGGCUAAGCAAGUGUUUUAUUCUAAGGAAUCCGAAAUGUCAAGUUGGUAUGUUGUACUUAAAGCAUCAAUUAGAGGAUCUCAUGAUGAAGAUAGUUUUGAAGAAAACCCUCAUGUGCCUUACGCCCCUUUAGAUAUAUCAAGACUUGACAUUGUUGAUGAUGACGAUCAUCCAUAUGUACGAGAUGAUUGCGAGGACCUAAUAGUGUAGAAUUAAGGGUUAUAGUAAUUGUUGGUCUUAUUUUUUGGUGGCUCUUAUUUAGUGUGCAAUCUGGUUUUGGUAUGUCCAUUAAUAAAAUAUUGUUCUGUUGUUGGAGAUUGUUUCACUCUUUAUUAGCUAGUGAGAUAAUAAUUCAUUUGCGUCAUUGUAUUACUUUGUUAUUAUUCUUCUCACUGCAGAUUUUUAAGCUUCUACGCAGAUCAAUUUUUACAUCCUUAUCAUUAUGUCUGACUAUGCCGAGAGUUCUAGAAAAGUUACAAAAAGAUUAGAACGGGAGCGUCAAGCAAUUUUGGCUGGUAUGGUGCGUCAACCCUCAGUUAUGUGCAUUUCUGAUGGGGGUUCAAACUCCCCUCAUACAUCCACAGGUGACCAAAAUGUAGUAGUUGGUGAGCCUUCAUCCAAAUCAUGCAAGUUCUCAAGUCCCUACCCCUGUGGACACCGCAACAAGUGCUACGAAAUGAAAGGUUAGGGGGAAGUCUACAUUGUGUGGUAUUGCUUCAUCACAAGAAAAGAAGCCCCGUGUGGAAUUUGAUGAAAACGAUCAUCCAAUUGGGCAAAUUGGUAAGAAAUAUAAUUUAGCCCUUCCGAUAAUAGUGCGGGAGCUUGUGCCGGUAACUAUACGAAGAUGGAACACAGUACUGGAGCAAUUCGGAGAUGAAUUAUGGGAGGCCGUACAGAUGCAGUUUAAUGUUGACGAUAGUGCAUCUCGAUACUCAUUUCAAAAGAUGGGAGCUGCAUAGCGCACCCAUAAAUCAAUUAUCACAAGUGAUGUGCUGAAGGUGGGAAAAAACACACGAAAUAUACAACUCAUGAAGCCUGACACUAUGCCCACAAUGGAGGAGUGGCUAAGUUUUGCUAGGCUGCGUUUAUCAAAAGAGCAUGCUGUGGAAAGAUAGAAAAAGCAAGAAUUAAAAGCUAAAAACAAAACCCCCCACACUAUGACGGAUUGGGAUAUGCAGGGUUGACCAAGGAGAUG
Molecule: messenger RNA, 5692 nt
Organism: Cornus florida
Lineage: Eukaryota; Viridiplantae; Streptophyta; Magnoliopsida; Cornales; Cornaceae
Exons: 8
Coding region: 3187-4092 (301 amino acids)
Source: RefSeq, a predicted model, not a curated record